Amoebophrya sp. A25 is the source of this 5069-nucleotide messenger RNA. NCBI's taxonomy places the organism in Eukaryota, Dinophyceae, Syndiniales, Amoebophryaceae. The record is from the annotation of a GenBank genome assembly.
UGUGGGUUGACAGGCUACGGCGCGAGUCGUUUGCAUGAUCUUUCCUACUAGAAAUAGAAAAGUACUAGUUUCUGAUGGGGUCUCAGUGCCGUAGGAAUGCUGUCGUGUUGUGCACAUGUAUCGGACGUCCUUAAAAGAACGUGAUUCGACAAAUAAGAAGAUCUUCAUCUUCUUGUAUGUUUCUCUGUGUUUAGAAUUAGAAGAACCAGAAGUAGGAGCGAUUAAAGUUUUCGGAUCACGCGACCUUUGGCUUUUGCAUACUUGCUCAUAACGUUUUGACAAGGUUUACAUGAGAUAAGACGUAACGUUAAGGAGCACGAACGACAGAGAACAUCGAUCAGCAGAAGGAUCAAAAUGAAGGUGCGCGGUCGUGGUAGGAUGCGCGGUUUUGCUCUCCGACUGUCAGGCAUGCUAUUGCCAUUCGUAGCAGGGAAGAAAUUUCUCGAUGCAACUGUAAAAAACAUAGACGAUGCGCGGUCCAGGAUACAGCCUGUGAUGGGAACACUGUCGAAACUCGAUCCUUCGGAUAUUGAGUACCUUUGAAUUUAAUGAAAGACGAGAAGUAGAUCAUCUUGUAACAAAUUUCUUCCCGCCGCCACCAAGGGGAGGUGGACUACUUCGUGCGCCACUCUGCGUAGGCCGACGCUUGUGUAUGACCACUAGGCUUGGAUUUUUUUGUUGUCAAGUCGACAUGAUGAUCAGUCGCCUCUAUUCUCUAGAUGAACAUGACACGACUCUGCCAGGUACAUUGUGCAGAACCAUUUCUGGGACCUGGCGACAGAAAUAGUCACUGAGUCGCACAAGCAGAAAGUGGAUUUGUCAUUUGCAGUUAGAAAGGCUGUGCAAGGUGUGCGAAAUAAGGCGGAUGAAUUAAUUCGCUAUCUGAACCCAAAGUACCACGAAAAGCAAAAAGUUACGCCAGUCUACAGAUGGGCCCAGAACUCGACACACGUGUUUGUCACGAUAAAAUACUCUGUAAAAUGGGAUGCACCGGGAGCAGUUAACGUCAAGGACCCACAGGUAAGCACAAUCUCCAUGAUCUGAUCGUAAGAUUAAUUAAUUCCAGUUCUUGAUAGCUGCACUUUCUCAGAGCUCAAACAUUACCAAUGACUGUGCCCGUAAAUAAACCAGCACUACUCGUUGGAAACUCUUAAGAUGUGAAGAAGGCGCAGCAUGAAGAACCAAGUAGUACCAGAACAAGAUGAAAGAUUCUUCUUGUUAUUCAAUAAAAGAGCAGCCCCCCCCCACUGCAUCCAAUCUUUAAGGUUGUUUUCGACGACAAUGUCUUUCGCUUCACCGCGUCCGGAGAGCACAGUGGCAACAAAUACGAAUAUUCCCUUGACCUCGACUGUUUCGACGCAAUAGAUGAAGCAGGGUCGACAUGGUAGCUCCACUUAGCUUCUGGAAGUAAAUAGACCUCCUUAGCCUUACGAAUCAUGCUAGUAGAAGCAGACGCUUUCAGUGAUCAUGAGUACGUGUGGAUGUGGAAAAUAAUGAAGAUGAGCUGAGUUAGUAUCUACACGAGGUAGUCGAGGAACAAGAGGUAGACAUCAUCAUUUACUCUGCAGGUCUGCAGCUUCUGUGGGCCGAUUUACUGCCGUUCUUGCCAAGCGGCGGAUGCGACGGUGGCCCAGAUUGCUUCUCGACAAGAAGAAGAAGGGAACCGGACGGCCCGACCUUGGUCGGCAGGAAGAGCUGGACAAGGAGGACAGCCCAGCUUCCGUAGUGAUGCAGUCAGAAAAAAGUUGUGCGGUCAGCGAGAAAAUAUACUGCCCACACUCUGACAAGUGUAUGGGCAAUUGUACCACCUGUGCGGAGUGGAACAUACAGAGUCAUGGCGGAAACUUUUGCAGCGGUGCUCCCCAGAAAGCACCAGACAGUGUCGUUUUCACAGACUCGAACAUGAUGCGAUACCGAAUCGACGGAGAACUCAAGGUUAGUUUUUCUUGGUCCUAUUUUCAGGCACUUUUAUUUUAGGGCUGAUCACAGAGAUUGAUAGGCUUGGACGUUCUUGAUGUCAACUUCAUAUCUAAAGACUUUGUCCUCACGGCAGGAGGGGCGCUUUCAUCUAUCACUCAACAUCACGACCAACCCACCUACAGAUCGAAAGCAAGGAGCAGUAUCACGUGGAUAGCUAUGUGAUAAAAUAUGGUGUGGUAACAAGUGCGGAUCGCAAGGCGGAUGAACUCGAGACGAUUGCGGAGAUUCCCGCGAGCACGCAUAGCAAGUUUACUGUGAAAUCGCUUUCUGGCCUGAGACCUUAUUCGGCUUUGGAAGCCGGGCAAGAGAUGGCCCUCGCCGUGUUCUCGAAGAACACCUUCGGCGUACUAGAGACACCAGUCUGGAAGACUGUGGAGGACGCUUUCGUCCCAGAGAGCGGGCCAAAAAAAGUCAGCUUCUCGGACACCAAUGGCGAUGUUGGAAAACUGACAGGCGAUGUCGUCAUCGAAGGGCCAACGGAGACGGAAGACCCCACUAUCACGCAAUAUGCGCUCUACUUCGGUGAGAUUUUUGAUUUUAAUUGACCCAAUGAGCAGAACGAAUUACAACAUCAUCAUGAUUUGAAUUUGAUGUGGUUGCAACAUAUUAAACCUAUUGGUGAAUGACGAUGACAACAAAAUGCAAAUACAGCCAAGCGCGGCGGUCGGGUGCUGUCAAGCAAGAGCGACAGCUACAUUGGUGUCGAGAAUCGAGUCGCCGGGUCUGGCACGGUGACUUACAAGCUCACAGACAAAUCAGUACCCACUGGCACACAAGGAAUUAUAGCAUUUGCGAAGAAUUCGUUCGGUGAGAACAGGGAACAAGGAACUUACAUCGACGUGCAGGACGCGCAACGACCGUGUGCUGGUAAGAAGAAGACAUUUUCUGCUAGACAAUUGUAACUAACUUUUUUUUAGUGUGCCAAACGCCAAGGAAUUGAAAUGAAACAAUGCAGGAUGCAAGUUCUCAUUACAGUAUUUAUUGAGCCGUACUCCCUUUCACCUAGUCUCGUCUACUUUGCCCUAUCAGCAGAAAUAUGUACGACUUACAUGAAGAACCUCUCGUACAACUAUGCACCAAUUAAGAUUGGUGGUGUUUGUCGCAGACCACUACAUGUCUCGGUCUGCUUGUCGCUACGUCAAUUUUGACCGUAUCUGCGCCGUGGAAAAAGAUGGGGAUGGAGCAGGCGCAACAUUUCUUUUCGGGCGCGAUUGUGGUGCUAUUGCUGGUCGUGAUCUAUCCGCACACGGCGCUACGCCAGCUUGUCGAUAAACUAAACAGCAGGUGCUCAAAAAGUUUCUUUUUGGGCAGCACGCGAACAAACAACUGCAGGGUCUGUCAUCAUCCCCAUCUUUUUCCAUCGGGCGUGAAAUUUGAGUUGUACGAGGACAGGCCUGUCUACUUCCGUUCUUUUUUCCAGAUCUUCAGGAGCCAGUCAGCCGGCACCCCUACGUGCUCACUUCCUGUCUGCACGGCCCAUCAAACAAUUAGCACCAUCCAUAUCGCGCUCCCAGCACGUUCAACUUCAUCGUUGCUUUCCUAAAAACAAACAGGUGAAGACCGUGGAAGCUCGGUGAACUGUCCACCGCGGAUUAAGAGUAUAACGGGAGAUGCAUCUCCAGAGGCGAACGUUAUUUCUGUUGUCCUCGAUCUUGACAAGACUAUUCCGAAAGGAGUGACGGCAUCGGUGUAUUUGGCAACUGACAAGUCGUGCACCAAAGCAUCUAACUACAAAGUAGUAAUAUCACGGCUUGAUGAUCUGCAUUGUGAUACUGUCAGAUACAACGUAAAAUUGCACUAGUACUGUUCAUGAAUACCUCCAGGUUUAUAAUUCGAUAUCAAUUCGUUACGACAUCAUGACGGACAGACAAUAUAGAGACAAGAUUGAUUUUCAUUUUGGUAUCAAUUCCUUCCUGUCACCUACUUCUCCCAGGCUGUGGAGCACCAAGCAGUGGAGGCACAGAUCUUGUUAGAUAAUACUCAGCUGAAUGGAGACGGGGAGAGUUGGAGAUAUUCGCAUAUUUUGCUUUACACGAAAAACGAUUUUGGGACUAGCAAAUACUGUUCUGCGCACGCUUUCACGGACGCUGGAGCUGAUAUCGCGGAAAAGGCUGAACUCUAGUCGACAUUGAUCAUAAUAGUUCUUCUUCUCGCUUCUACGGGAGCAGCGAGGUGAUGGUGGAAGAAGAGUUAUCUUUCGAGCAGGUGGAUGAGCGAAUACUAGCGUCAACAUACUACAUAGACGGACAAAUAAUGAAGCGUGGGGACAGGGAUUGGCUCAGCAGAUGCGUGGAUGUAUAGGUGGAGACGAUCAUGCGUGGUGGCGAAGUGCCGACGAAGGUAAGCAAGUUCCUGUGCAGCUCCCAGCUGAAAUCACCGCUCUUCAUCCACAUGAUCAUGCGUAGUACCACAGGCGUACUGGUGUUAUCGCAGCGCGCACUUCCAAGAAUUCGAGACCCAUCCACCGACACCAGUUGUCACGUUGAUUCAAAACUACACGAUUAAGAAUUGAUGGUUUAGCAUAAAAUACGAAAACCGAAUGACAAAGUCCAAAGAACUGAUGCUGUAGUACCCAUUUAAUUUUUUCAUCGCAGCACAGGCAGUUCGCAAGCAAGUUACCAGCUUUAUUCGAAAGAAACGUCGUGUCUCACCGUAUUAAUCAAGUUCGAGUUUUCAUUUCCCCUCCGACCACGGAGAACCCAGAUGCCAACAUGAAUGAGUCCCAGCAUCCUGCACUGGGAGUUGUUCAGAGACCUCUCUCCACGACAAAGAACAAUAUCUCCCCACUCUCCACCUCCCCCACCCACGCUUCGCCCCCGAGUUAUCCCGUGACUUCAUAUUCCCCCAACUUCCCGUCCUCCCUUCUUGUUUUCACGUUGAUCAUAGCCACCACAAACAUUCAGUAGGGAAGCUUGAGACCUCAGAUAUUUUUUAGAACAAGGCUCCGACAGUGGUGAACCACAACUAGCCGCUGUGGACACUGCGGUUGUGUCUUCCGCUGCAGGCUAUUGGUCCUUUUGUUAUGUGAUCAUACUACUUACACCAGGCAUGUCGCUGCCCAGCGGUUUACUGUAGUUUGGAAAGAUUAG